CCACCGAGUCCUCGGCAGCACCCGAUGAGGAGUGGGGUCAGCCCGGGGUUACGAGAUCGGACUGGGGCUCGGGAGUCUGGCUGGGGGCAGCGCCUCCUGCACGCUUUGCUUGGGCUCUUAAGAAGACCCGAACUCGAGUCUCUGCCACGCGGUUGCCCCGGGCUCGACAGUCGAAAUAAAGCUAGUUCCUAAGAGGUGGAUUUCCCUGUAGGAUCAACGACGGGGACGAAGUACGGUGUCGGAGGAGAAAUAGCGACCGAGGUCAUAGUAGGAUGGGAAAGCGGUUUCCGAGUCUGGAAGCCCAAGGCCCCUCCCGCCUGCGCGUCCUGGGGCCAGCCGUUCCUUAAGCUCUGCAGGUCGGGAGCCACCGUUUCUGCAUUGUGUAGUGGUCACUUGGUACCGAGCAGCAGGGUGGUUUCUGACCUGUGACCUUGAAAGGUGGUGAAUUCUCCUGUGUAAUCCUGGAUCCUGGGAGAAAUUAGCUUGAUUUGAGAGCAAUAAAGGGACGACUGUGCUUAUGAAGGAGUGGGCAGGGGAACCCGGAGUGAAGGCUCGGUACACCAAGCCUGGUAGCAGGAGGACCUCUCCCCUCUUUCAGGCCUGAAGAGGUGAAGGGAAUGAUUGGUUACCCAAGUACUUGAGUGGAGAGGGCACCUUGAAAGCUGUUGAUGCCUUGGUCGGGGUAGAAAUGCCAUAAAUUCUGUUUUCCUCCUUCCAAACCUCUGCUGGUGUCUCCUGUAAGGCAAACCCAACUGGGAGCCAGAGAGCCAAGAAACCGAAAAUGUAUUGUACUUCUGGGGUCACAGGACAGGGGUGAGAGGAAAGAGCAGGUUUGGAGGUGUUGAACCCAAAGAGAUUGGAGCACAUUCUCAUUUUGCAGAUGAAGAAAUAAGGUAACGAAUGAUGAGAUGAUUUGAUUAAAGUCACUCAUAACGGGAUUUGAAAUCUCAAAGGACCUGAGGACCAAAUGCCACACUGGGUGUGCCUUCAUUCAGUGGUGUGUAGUUGUGACUAACCUAGGCUACUCACUUCACCUUGCUGGGUGAGACAGUGAUACUUUUGUUAAGUUAUGCAAUAGUGACAUCCAUUGUUAUAGUUGGUCCCACUUGUCAUCUCAUCUGAUUGUUAAAGGAACCAGCUGGGGCAGGCAUGUGGCUAUGGCCUCUACUUUUUUUUUUUGUAAAUAAGCAUGGUGAAGCACAUUUGGUUUUAUUCAUUCAUCAAAUACAGUGACAUGGGGUGACAGACUGACUGUGUCCCUGUGCUUACUGAAAUAAUUGCCUUUCUGUGAGGUGGAGAAAUAGGAUCACUUGUUUCAGAAGGAAGGGGAAGUUGGAACCAGAGAAGUCUUUGGUGAAGCUACUUGGUUACAGGAAGGAAGAUGGGUCAGAGCAGAGGUCUCUUGGUACUGGUGCCCUGUGGUUCCUUCCCCACCUCAGCUCUCCGAGGGCGGCAAGGGGCUCAGAAGUGACCACACAAGAUGGGAUGUAGCAAGUGAUGGUGAAUUAGUCUUGGACCUAAUCCUCUCGUGCUGGGGUUUAGAAAUGGACUUUUCCAAUGUUUCUCAACCCUCUCCCACUUUAUUCUAAUCCUGUGCCCUCCUGGAGCCUCCAGUCCAGCUGUCACUGCCCUGAGGGUGAAGCCUAAUCAAUAACUUCCAAAUAGAGUUCUGAAAAACUCGGCCAGCCCUGUCGUGUUGCUGUCCAUCAACGUGUAUGACUACAACUGCCACGUGGACCUCAUCAGGCUGCUGCGCCUGGAGGGGGAACUUACCAAAGUGAGGGUGGCCCGCGAGAAGAUGAGCGAGAUCUUUCCCCUGACUGAAGAACUCUGGUUGGAGUGGCUGCAUGACGAGAUCAGCAUGGCCUUGGAUGGCCUGGACCGCGAGCACGUCUAUGAGCUCUUUGAGAAAGCUGUGAAGGACUACAUCUGUCCUAACAUUUGGCUGGAGUAUGGUCAGUACUCCGUUGGUGGGAUUGGUCAGAAAGGUGGCCUUGAGAAGGUCCGCUCUGUGUUUGAAAGGGCUCUCUCAUCUGUCGGUUUGCACAUGACCAAAGGACUGGCCAUCUGGGAGGCCUACCGAGAGUUUGAAAGUGCCAUUGUGGAAGCUGCUCGGCCCAUGGCUGGCUUCCUUUCCCCUUUUGACCGGGAACAAACCUUUGAUUCACAGCUUGAGAAAGUCCACAGUCUUUUCCGGCGACAGCUGGCGAUCCCCCUCUACGAUAUGGAGGCCACAUUCGCCGAGUAUGAAGAAUGGUCAGAAGACCCAAUACCAGAGUCGGUAGUUCAGAGCUAUAACAAGGCGCUGCAGCAGUUGGAGAAGUACAAGCCCUAUGAAGAAGCCCUGCUGCAAGCAGAGGCACCGAGGUUGGCAGAAUAUCAAGCGUACAUCGAUUUUGAGAUGAAGGUGGGCGACCCCGCUCGCAUUCAGUUGAUCUUUGAGCGGGCCCUUGUCGAGAACUGCCUCGUCCCAGACUUAUGGAUCCGUUACAGUCAGUACCUAGAUCGGCAACUGAAAGUGAAGGAUCUGGUUUUGUCUGUACACAGCCGUGCUGUUAGGAACUGCCCCUGGACUGUUGCCCUGUGGAGCCGCUACCUCCUGGCCAUGGAGAGGCAUGGAGUGGAGCAUCGAGUGAUUUCUGUGACCUUUGAGAAGGCUUUGAAUGCUGGCUUCAUCCAGGCCACCGAUUAUGUGGAGAUCUGGCAGGCGUACCUGGAUUACCUGAGGAGGAGGGUGGACUUCAAGCAAGACUCCAGCAAGGAGCUGGAGGAGCUGCGGUCGGCGUUCACGCGCGCUCUGGAGCACCUGCAGCAGGAGGUCGAGGAGCGGUUCAAUGAGAGUGGAGAUCCGAGCUGCGUGAUCAUGCAAAACUGGGCUAGGAUCGAGGCGCGACUGUGCAAUAACAUGCAGAAAGCUCGGGAACUCUGGGACAGCAUCAUGACCAAAGGAAAUGCCAAGUACGCCAACAUGUGGCUGGAGUACUACAACCUGGAAAGGGCGCACGGCGACACGCAGCAUUGCCGCAAGGCUCUGCACCGGGCCGUGCAGUGCACCAAUGACUACCCCGAGCACGUGUGUGAGGUGCUGCUCACCAUGGAGAGGAUGGAAGGUACUUUAGAAGACUGGGACAUAGCUGUUCAGAAAACUGAGACCCGGUUGGCGCGCGUGACCGAGCAGAGGGUGAAGGCUGCAGAGAAGGAGGCGGCUCUGGCGCAGCAGGAAGAGGAGAAGGCGGAGCAGCGCAAGAGGCUGCGAGCGGAGAAGAAAGCCUUGAGGAAGAAGCAGCAGCCAGGCGGCGGGGACAAGCGCAAGGCCGAGGAGGGCAAGGCGUGGGGCGAGGAUGGCGCAGAGCAGCCUUCCAAGCGAAGGAGGGUGGAGAACAGCGUGGCCCCGGCCGCGCCAGAGCCAGACGCGGGCCAGGAGAAGGGGCUCCCUGAGAAGCCUGCCCCCGUGGACAUCGGCCCCCCGUCCAAGCAGAAGGAGAAGGCCGCUGCCCUGAGGCGGGAGGUGCCCAAGGUGCUGCAUGACAGCAGCAAGGACAGCGUCACCGUCUUCGUCAGCAACCUGCCCUACAGCAUGGGGGAGCCCGCCGCCAAGCUCCGGCCACUCUUCGAGGCCUGCGGGGAGGUGGUGGAGAUCCGGCCCGUGUUCAGCAACCGCGGGGACUUUCGAGGCUACUGCUAUGUGGAGUUCAAAGAAGAGCAGUCUGCCCUGAAGGCCCUGGAGCUGGACCGGAAGAACAUGGAAGGGAGGCCGAUGUUCGUGUCCCCCUGUGUGGAUAAGAGCAAGAACCCCGAUUUCAAGGUGUUCCGGUACAGCACCGCCCUGGAGAAACACAAGCUCUUCAUCUCCGGCCUGCCCUUCUCCUGCACUAAAGAGGAACUGGAGGACAUCUGUAAGGCCCAUGGCACUGUGAAGGACCUCAGGCUGGUCACCAACCGGGCUGGCAAACCAAAGGGUCUGGCCUACGUGGAGUAUGAAAAUGAGUCCCAGGCUUCGCAGGCUGUGAUGAAGAUGGACGGCAUGACAGUCAAAGAGAAUGUCAUCAAAGUGGCCAUCAGUAACCCCCCUCAGAGGAAAGUUCCAGAGAAGCCAGAGGCCAGGAGAGCACCAGGUGGCCCCAUGGUGCCAAGGCAGAUAUAUGGAGCGCGGGGGAAGGGAAGGACCCAGCUUGCUCUGCUGCCGCGUGCCCUGCAACGCCCGGGUGCUGCUGCCGGUCAGGCCGAGAACGGCCCUGCCCCGCGCCCAGCAGUCCCCACCUCUGAGGCCGCUGAGGUGCCCAAGAUGUCCAAUGCUGAUUUUGCCAAGAUGCUUCUGAGAAAGUGAAAGCGACGCUGUGAAGGACAGGAAAUGCCUUACUUCCCACUGGUCAGGCAGCCCACCCAGCACCCAGCACCCAGCAGCGCCUGGGCCAAGGAGGGGCUGUGCACACCCCUGCGCCCCUGGACUCCGCGGGGUUCAGACGGGGAAGAGGCGCCCAGUGCUCCCUCACAUUGAGGGUAGUGGAGCAGGGCACGGCCCUCAGGGCACCUGUCCCUAUGGACUUUUGUGUCCUGAAGAAUGAGGAGCAGAAGUGACACUGGAACAUGGCUCUUGAGUCCCACUUGUCCCAAUGCUCCGGGCCACCUCUGGCCCUUUUUGUAAGACAUUUCUCUCCCAUCCUGCACAGCACACGUGCCCGUCACUUUUAAUUUUUAAAAGAUGAGAAACGGCAGAUGCUGGCGACUCACCAGAACGGCCUAUUUUAGUAAGGGGCGGGGGCGGGGGUCCCACACCCAGCACUUGGUGGGCUUUUGUUCACAGGGGUUGUUUUUUUCUAUUAUGUAUUUGUAAACCACACGUCGACUGUUGUUUUAUGUUUCCUAAAAGCAAAAUAUUUGCGACAUGUGUUUUCUAUAGGAAUCCCGCGUGGACCGUUUUCUUUGCUAGUGACUAGUCAUUCUGGGUCUAGAGAUUGGGGUUCAGCCCUUGGGUUUUGUUUAAAUACUUUAGUUCUCCCAGUUAGCUUUGUUGAUUAAACGGAGUUCUCUUGA
Marmota monax (woodchuck) is the source of this 5034-nucleotide messenger RNA. RefSeq names its product spliceosome associated factor 3, U4/U6 recycling protein (gene Sart3). Gene Ontology annotation, molecular function: RNA binding; protein binding. Bases 1799 to 4327 code for a protein of 842 amino acids. The transcript is spliced from 19 exons. Lineage: Eukaryota; Metazoa; Chordata; Mammalia; Rodentia; Sciuridae. Gene Ontology annotation, biological process: RNA processing. The record is from RefSeq and is a predicted model, not a curated record.